Penicillium paradoxum is the source of this 2553-nucleotide messenger RNA. Its product is annotated as PSP1 family protein. The transcript has 3 exons. The coding region runs from base 1 to 2553 and encodes 850 amino acids. NCBI's taxonomy places the organism in Eukaryota, Fungi, Ascomycota, Eurotiomycetes, Eurotiales, Aspergillaceae. Gene Ontology annotation, cellular component: cytoplasm. The record is from RefSeq and is a predicted model, not a curated record.
AUGGCAGCACCAUCCAACAGAUCCAUCCCGAUGGCCACAUCAUCCACUCCUCCCGCCGCUCCUCCUGCCGCGGCAACUGCGUCGGUUAUCCUUGAAAAGACCCACCCAGGAGUACGCCGUUCGACUCCGGACUCGGAUGCACUGGCUUCUUCUGACGACGAUGGAGACCAUGGAGACCAGGCUCAUAAUAUCAUACCUCAGACUACCAGACCGCCAGUUCGUCGCACUUCGUGGUUGAAUGAAGUGCCGUUUUCUGCUCAGCGCAAACAUUCGCUUCCUGGAGGCCAUCUCUCUUCAGCCCCGUCCAACCCUACUAGCCCCGCUAGUGACCAGACACAAUGGGGAAAUACUGCAAGCCCAGGCCUCGCUGGGUCUCUCGGUUGGAACCAGCCCGCAGGAACCACAUUUCCCUGGGGUGCAGGCACGGGAAUCUGGAAUACCGAAUCACGCAAAGAACCACCUCCUCGCUUGGCAGAAUUGGUACCCUCUCCAACAAUGACUAACCCGACUUUUCCGGGCGCCAACAUCCAAGAUGAGAUGUUGAGCCCCAUUACCCGAACAAUCUCUGGUGAAUCGGCUAUCCCGUUCUCUAUCCCGCUACAACCAACCCCAAAAACAUAUCGCUCUCAGUCAUACUCAGUUGGUCAGACGGACCCUGAGGCCCUCGGCCUUGUUCCUAGCAAGUCUAAUGCUGCUCUCGCCGCUGGGGGGCAAUAUCCCAGCAGUCGUUCUCGCGGUCCAGGUCAAAUGUCUGCGGUUCAGCCUCGCGCUUCGCGUCCCAGUAUGCUCGGCGAAUUAGGACAUGAUCCUGCCAUGCUUGGUCGGGUUCGUGAAGAUGAGGAUGGCGAUGAAAGCCUCAACGGAUCGGAAAGCGAUCUCAGUUACACAAUGAGCCAAGCUCGAAGGAUUGAGCAGCUGGCGCGCGAGAACGCAUUCUUACGACAAGCAGCUGCGGCAGGUCAGAUGGAUGGCAGAUUCCGUGAACGGGCUGGCUCAUCCACAUCCAUCAGCGGGGGUGUUAACACACUGCAUCGUAUUCGAGGUGGUGUUCCAGAGGAAGAUCUAGCUGGCGAGGAUCUAGGAGAAUUGCGCGACAUUACUGGAUACAAUAACCUGCGUGGCAGUGCUCGCCGCCGCUUCUCUGAACAUUUGGCAAAUCCGGAGCAGCCUUUCUCGUCUUUCACUGCCCCAUUGGAGAACCGUGCUCUGGAUAAUGUUCGCAAGGCUCAUUGGCAAACGUCUCUCGGCUUCGGUGGCAUUCCCGAAAUGCCCCAAAGCCGUCGUCACUCUUUCGCUGAUAUUCCGAUGCGUCAUGGCUCAAUCAGUUCUAUUGACUCGCAUGCGGCGGCUACUCCUCGCGCAAAUAUGAGAGACCGCGAUGACGGCUAUGGUGGACCCCCGGACUAUCCUAACCAGUCUUAUUACUCCCGGGAGCAAACCUUGCGCGGAGAUGGCUCUUCGGGCAUUCCGUCUUCUCUUAGCCAAUAUGCGAUGCCGAGUGCAUACGGUCGUCAACCGCCCGCCUUGUCCCAUGCUCACCAGAAUCAGCUGCUCUACAUCGUCGCCUUCAAAUGUAGCCGUGCAGAUGUCUUCUACAUUCAAGAAGAUACGGGACUCCAGGUCAAAAAUGGUGAUCUAGUUAUUGUGGAAGCUGAUCGAGGCACGGAUCUGGGGACCGUCAUUCAUGCAAACAUCUCCCUCCAACAGGCACGAGAAUUGAAGCAGCAUUAUGCCGAAGAACAUUACAGGACCCUGAUGCUUUUUUCUCGCCACGGUCAAACAGAGCCAUCGAACCUUUCCAACCCCAACACGGGCUUGAACACUCGAAGUGCCACAGGUGGCAUGGGCCCCCACGGCCCGCACAGUGUGCAAGAACCCACCACUGAUAUCAAACCCAAGCUCAUCAAGCGACUUGCGCAGCAACAUGAAGUCCUAACUUUGCACGAUAAGGAAGGAAACGAAGCCAAAGCCAAGCGUGUGUGUCAGCAGAAAGUGGUCGAGCAUCGGCUGAAUAUGGAAAUUCUCGAUGCCGAAUUCCAAAUGGACUGGAAGAAGCUGACGUUCUACUACUUUGCUGAUUCAUACAUCAACUUCAACUCGCUGGUGACCGAUCUGUUCAAAAUCUACAAGACUCGUAUUUGGAUGUCCGCUAUCAAUCCGGCCUCUUUCGUCACACCCCCAACUCCUGGACUGCCAGGUUCUGGUACUAUGCCGAACCCACUUUAUGGACAGGAGCCAAGCCAUCGACACCACUUUGAGAACAGAAGCUAUGGUGGCCCAAGAGAUGCUUCUGAUGCAGGUCGUGAGAUGCCGAAUCCCGUGGGCAUGCUUCGCACAGCUUAUGGCGACUCCUACCAAACACACUCUCACUCAUCUCACCAUUCGGAAGGAUCACACUCGGAUAUCUUCAGUCACCAGGUGCCAUCUAGCUUUGGUACGGCCGAUUCGUUUGAUUAUCCUGGUAGCCUCAGCUCCAACGGAUCUUCUUCCCGCAUGCACGCAGCGCAAGGCGAAUGGCUCAACCGGUUCCAGGGCCUAUCGUUGAACUCCUAA